AUGCAUUCAGAAUCAACGUGGAAAAUUGCAUCAGACGGUGAACUUCUCCAAGCUACUGAGGUGGUGAGGCGCGGCUGGUUUUUUAUCCAUCAACUCUUCGUUAGAAUGAUUUCGGGAUUCGAGCCUGUGGGACACGAUAUCACUGUGUGCGUCAUCGUAUGCCUGCAUGUCUGCUCGCCUGGAUUGGGAGGUGCGGCCGUACAACUCUGUGUGCAGCGACCGUACAAACAGUGA
Molecule: messenger RNA, 234 nt
Organism: Rodentolepis nana
Lineage: Eukaryota; Metazoa; Platyhelminthes; Cestoda; Cyclophyllidea; Hymenolepididae
Source: the annotation of a GenBank genome assembly